AUGACAACUCAAGACCGAUUCACCACCGCCCUCUCCCAGAAUAAAGCAUGGGCAGCCAAAGUAGCCCAGGACCAUCCAGAGCUCUUCCACAAACUCUCAGCCGGCCAGCAGCCCGAGAUUCUCUGGAUCGGGUGUUCCGACUCGCGAUGUCCCGAGACGACUUUGCUUGGCCUCCAUCCAGGCGACGUAUUCGUUCACCGGAACAUCGCAAACAUACUGCACCCCUCCGACCUCAGUUCCUCUGCCGUCAUCGAAUUUGCCAUCCGCCAUCUCAAUGUAAAGCAUGUCGUUGUGUGUGGACACACAAAAUGCGGAGGCGUGGCGGCGGUAUUGGGUAACAAACAACUCGGUAUUCUUGAUCCAUGGCUUCUACCUUUAAGGCGGCUCCGCGAGAGUAAUUUGGAUAGGCUGGAUUCACUACCGGCUGACAAGGCGGCACUCAAAUUGGCCGAGUUGAAUGUGCUCGCUGGAGUGAAGACACUCAAGCAGAAGGGUGUCGUGUGGGAGGCAAUGCAGAAGGGCUUGCAGGUCCAUGGUCUUGUGUAUGAUGUUGGGAGCGGUGUCCUUGAGGAACUGGACACCCAGGAGGCUGAUGAAACUGUCAGAAGAUGCUUUGCAUCAUUCUAG
This is a messenger RNA of Aspergillus versicolor CBS 583.65, 627 nucleotides long. RefSeq names its product carbonic anhydrase. Gene Ontology annotation, cellular component: cytoplasm. The transcript has 2 exons. Gene Ontology annotation, molecular function: zinc ion binding; carbonate dehydratase activity. Lineage: Eukaryota; Fungi; Ascomycota; Eurotiomycetes; Eurotiales; Aspergillaceae. The record is from RefSeq and is a predicted model, not a curated record. The coding region runs from base 1 to 627 and encodes 208 amino acids. Gene Ontology annotation, biological process: cellular response to carbon dioxide; carbon utilization; cellular response to oxidative stress.